This is a messenger RNA of Schizosaccharomyces osmophilus, 1275 nucleotides long. It is a transcript of the gene ptc4, whose product is annotated as mitochondrial serine/threonine protein phosphatase PP2C catalytic subunit Ptc4. The record is from RefSeq and is a predicted model, not a curated record. Gene Ontology annotation, molecular function: cation binding; protein serine/threonine phosphatase activity. The transcript has a single exon. Gene Ontology annotation, biological process: protein dephosphorylation. The coding region runs from base 1 to 1275 and encodes 424 amino acids. NCBI's taxonomy places the organism in Eukaryota, Fungi, Ascomycota, Schizosaccharomycetes, Schizosaccharomycetales, Schizosaccharomycetaceae.
AUGGCGAGCUUUCUAAAUGCAAAUCGAUUCCUGCAACGGUCAGCUUGUUUGCACCCAAGCUUUCCAUUCAAGGCGCCGCGUGGUUUUGGGAAAUGCACGACGAGAAAUUUAAAACAAUACUAUACGCCCGCUUCUGGACCAUACCUUCGUGUUUCCAUGACAAAGGCCCCUCAAAGUUUGGGUCUGUGUUCUGCUAGAGGCGACUCUCUCGAAAAUCAGGAUCGUCUCUCGUUUGGCUACCUGGACAAGCUCAAAGCUCCCAUUUUCUUAAACGACGAAGAGGCUCCUGUACAGUCUUUGAGUUCCAACAAUUCCUCAGACGCUAAUUUCAGUAAGGGAUCUGGACUGUUUGGUUCUUUUCCAAAUUUCGAUAGUCCCUUUGUAUAUGGAAUCUUCGAUGGUCACGGCGGUGUCGAAUGUAGUGAGUUUUUGAGUAAUCACUUGGGCCAUAUAAUAGAAAGACAAGAUUUUUCGCGCGCUGAAGAGUUGCUUCAGGAAGCCAGGUCCUUGGGCGGUUACAUGUUCUCCUUGGAACCACCUUUUUCACUGGCUUCUGUCCUGAAAUCUCGCGAUGAGGACAUGAUUUGGAGGGCUAGACUCUAUUAUUCCUUUUUAGAAGCAGAUUUAAUUUAUUUGAAGGAAUAUGCCAAGCUCUCUCCUGAUCGUGCUGUUCCUGGUGCCGUAGGAACGGUGGUCGUUCUUACUUCAAAAAACAACAAAUCGUAUUGGGAAAGUGACAGCUAUACGAUUCAGCUAGCUCAUGUCGGAGACACACGAGCGAUUUUAUGUGAUUCUCGUACUGGACGAGCACAUCGUUUAACGUUCCAGCAUAAUCCUACCGAUUUCGAAGAAUCGCGAAGACUUCGUCACUAUAAUCUUGGGUUUUCUAGUGACUCUUUUGGUGAAAAGCGAUAUGCCUGGGUUGCAAAUACUCGAAGUUUUGGUGACGGUCUAAAAUUAAAGAGGCUCGGUGUCGUUGCUGAACCACAACUCACAUCCAUUCAUUCUUUAAGAGAUGACUGGUCUUUUUUGACUUUGCUUUCGGACGGGGUUACCCAGGUGGUAUCGGAUGAUGAAGUGGUCGACAUCAUUAAAUUGUCCGAGUCUCCUCAGGAUGCUGCAAAUAACAUUAUUAGAUAUGCACAAAAUGUCGGCUCUGUAGAUGAUAUUACCUGUUUGGUAAUUCGGUUACCUGGUUGGAAAAAGCGUACUAUGAAUGACUUUACUAAAAAUCUGCGAUUAGAAAAGUCUUUUUACGUACCAAGAAAGAGUUAA